Molecule: messenger RNA, 2731 nt
Organism: Xenopus laevis (African clawed frog)
Lineage: Eukaryota; Metazoa; Chordata; Amphibia; Anura; Pipidae
Gene: ada2.S
Product: adenosine deaminase 2 S homeolog
Exons: 10
Coding region: 31-1572 (513 amino acids)
Biological process (GO): inosine biosynthetic process; adenosine catabolic process
Cellular component (GO): extracellular region
Molecular function (GO): deaminase activity; adenosine deaminase activity
Source: RefSeq, a predicted model, not a curated record
UUACAUUGGUUUAGCCAGAAAGGAAUUAAGAUGACGUGCAUCUCCCAUUGGUUGCUACUCCUCUCAUUGGCCAGUGCUGCCCUAAGUCUGCCUCUAUGGAGAGAACGCAGUGGGCUCAUAGAAAUGGAGAACAGCAUCCGGCUUGGGGGCAAUAUCAUACUGACCCCCAGUGAGGCAACAGCCAAUAGGAAGCUAAUGACUGUGAAGGAAGCAGAGCUCAAAGAGGCUGAAAGUACAGGCUUAUUUCCUCCCAGCAUGCACUUCUUUAAGGCCCGCCCACUCAUCCAGAAGAGCCGUAUUUUUAGCAUUCUGCGGGAGAUGCCCAAAGGGGGCGCUCUGCAUUUACAUGACUUUGCCAUUCUCGGUGUGGAUUGGCUGGUGAAGAAUGCCUCCUACAUUGCAGACUGUUACAUGUGCUUUACUAGGGACGGGGGAGUCCGAUUCAUGUUCUCGAAGCCUGCCCCUGUGGGAAAGCUGCCUCCUGGCUGUUCGGAGUGGAUCCUGCUGGAGGCUUACCGGAAGAAGCUGGAAAAUGUGACGGAAUUUGACAAUAGCCUAAUAAGGAACCUUACGCUGCUGACUGACGCGCCUGAGACGCAUAUCCCGUCUCAGGAUGAAAUCUGGCGAAGGUUUGAGGGGGCUUUCAUCACCGCCUCUGGGCUCAUCUGCUACGCCCCGGUCUUCAAGGUGUAUUUCUAUGAGGGUCUGCGAGAGCUGUAUGAAGAUAAUAUCCAGUAUAUAGAAAUGAGAGCCAUGCUCCCUCCGGUGUACGAGCUCGAUGGGACUGUCCAUGAUCAGUUCUGGUCCAUGGCUGCCUACAGGGAUGUGGCAAAUCAAUUUACUGGAGCCCAUCCGGAUUUCCUGGGUGCUAAAAUCAUCUACACUGUGCACAGGCAUGAAGAUAUAGCUCAGGUUUCUGAGGCCGUGCACCUCGCCAUGAAACUGAUGGAAGAGUUCCCUGACAUCAUGGCCGGAUUUGAUUUGGUUGGCCAAGAGGACGCUGGACAUUCCCUUUAUGAGCUGAGUGAUGCACUCAACAUCCCCAGCAAAUUGGGAGUAAAGUUGCCAUACUUCUUCCAUGCAGGAGAGACCACUUGGCAGGGAAAGGAUGUGGAUGAGAAUGUUUUGGACGCUUUGCUGCUAAACACCACCAGGAUUGGUCAUGGCUAUGCUCUCGUCAAGCAUCCGGUGGCUCGAAACUUGUCUCUCGAACUGAAUGUCCCCCUUGAGAUCUGCCCGAUAUCCAACCAGGUUCUCCUGCUGGUGUCUGACUUGCGCAAUCACCCUGCCGCAGUGCUUAUGGCUGAAGGGCACCCUCUGGUGAUCAGCUCUGAUGACCCAUCCAUCUUCGGUGCUCAGGGAGUUUCAUAUGACUUUUACGAGGUGUUUAUGGGAAUUGGAGGUGCCAAGGCAGAUCUGAGGACCCUCAAACAGCUCGCUGAGAAUUCUAUCAAGUACAGCGCUUUGUCAAAGGAGGGAAAAGAGAAACUUACAGAAAUAUGGCAGAGGAAAUGGGACAAGUUCAUAGAGGAUCUGGCCAUGAACCCGGAGGCGUCAGAGAGGGAGCUGUAGGGUGGUGUGUGAGUGCUUCUACUUCAGGGGUAGGGGCACUUAUUUGGCAGUAGGUAAUGGAAUCAAGGAAUCUGGAUAAAGUAUAGGUGAGCUUAUAAAUCUCCAGCAUUCCUCAUACAAAAAUAUGGACAUUUUUGUCUGCACUUCCAUCUGAACAGACCACUUAUAGCUACACUGAGCCCAUCUAUAAGCCACCUAAAUGCCUUGAGUCAGUUGUUAAAAAAGGAGGGGUAAAAGGACUCUGAUUACUGUGACAUUACUGUAUACACCAGGCUACACUCGGUCCUACUCUGUACUGCUUAUAUAAAAGCAACAUUAAGGUGGCUGGGGUGGUAUAUUGAACCAAACGUUUGCACUUCUUAAAUAAAUGUGCUCUGUACAGUGAAACGGAGAAGGAGAACCAUUUAAGAUCGUGGAAUUAGGAAAAAACCUUAAUUGUGUAUACAGAGAUGUAGAGGAUGAUACUCAAGUGAAAUUGCCUUAAUGGAAUUAAUGGAAUUAGGCCAUGUAGCCUUUAUUUUAUAGAACUUCCCCCUCAGUCUGGGCAGGGUCCAUCCAUGGUUCCCUCAUUCUCUGCACCAUGUUGUGCCAACAUAGGAUUCAGCUGUUAGAAUAAUGCCCAAAAACCGUGGCCAAUCAGUCCAUAUUUAGAUUUGGGGUUUGUAGUUAAAGCCAUUUUCUACACAGAUUCCUAUAGUAUCACAGGGCCACAUAAAUAUAAAAUACCCUAGAAGACAUGGCAGGAUAAAUACAGUCUCAACCCAAAACCUAACGUUGAAAGCAAUAGUUCCCCUUAAUUAACCUGUAGUAUGAUAUAGGCAUCGCCACUCUGUGGCAAGUUGCAGACAGUCUUCAUUUUUCAUGGUUUUAAUUUUUUUAAGGGGAAAUUGAAGUUUACAUUGGAACGGCACUGGUCUAUAAAUAGAAGUGCCAGUCGGGUUCAGGUCAGAUGUGGUUAGGAAGCGGGUGGGUUAGGGUCGAGUGCAGGUUGAGUUUUUGUCGACACACCACUAAUACAGAAGCAAAUACAAGUAGGCAGUUUCAUUUGACUUAGGGUGGUGGGGAUUCCUGUCUUUGUUGUUAAUGUUGUGUGAGCCUUCGAUUUGCCUCAUAUUUGUGUUUUUUAUGUAGUAGAAUAAAAGUGUUGUGUAUGUUCCUA